AUGGACAAGCUCAAGAUGAAGAGGACCAAGCGAAGGGCCCAGAACACCAAGCUUAUAAAAGAGGCAAGUGCGGUACUUGAGAAUGAUGACGCGACAGUGCGACACAUCGACUCGAUUUAUGAGAGGCUCAAGAGCAACAACGAGGAGCUGAAGAAGAUUAACGAUGAGAUGGAGAGCCACAUAAGUGACGAGACAUUUGAGGCGGAGUACGCUACCGUGAUUGAACACGAGGACAACGCGACCCGCAUCUUAGCCGAGCUCCAAAGCAAACGCCGCCAGCAUAGCGAAACAUCUCCAGUGUCACCGCACAUCGAAGUUCGCGACGUGCCAGCGGCUAUGGGACCCUCUGAAAGGCCAGGUGCCAAGUUACCGAAGCUUACGAUUAACCCUUUCGCUGAAGAAUUCCGCGGAAUCAUCGGCAAGGAAAAAGGAAGACUCCAGCGAUAUGAGACCCGACUCGGAGAGCGUGUUCCAACACGCAAAAGUCAGAGCCUGGAGCCGGCCUUUCAUGCUAGCCAAAAGCGAGUCAUCCAGGCGAAGGAUUACGCACUGCAUGAAGCUCAAGCUCUAAGAAACGUGAACGAGCAGGCCACUUCAAUGAAAACUGAGAUGGCCGAGCUGCGACUGAAGUUGCGCGAGGAGCAGACUGCUCGUGAGCGGGAGCACAGAGCCCAUGAAAACAAGCUGAAGGAGCUUCAACGCUUGCUUUCUGAGAAGCAAACUUUUCGUGAGAACAUUGAAGAUAAUCUGGAGAAAGUCGUGAGAGAAGCUGCUCAGGCACACAUGACCAAGGAGUACGAGUCCAAAAUACAGAAGUUGACCCAGGAGUUGGACGAGGUGCGCAAGCGGCUGCGUGUGUCGGAGGAGAAGCUCACGCUGAUUUUUCCUGUGCUGCUCAAGAUGCAGCAGUUGGGCAUGGAACAAUGCGAUAAUGAGUUGGAGAAACAAAAAAGACAGCCAGGACAUGUCGUGGAGCACCAGCAGACGAUGAGAAGAGAGACAGAAAUGGGUAGCCUGGAGAAUCGUCUAAAGGAGUUGUCUCAGGCAGGAAGAACACAUGAUUGGUUGCGCAUGCAAGACUGUGCUGCCAUCCAGCAAGUUCAAGAGCGUCCCUCACUGCUCACACGAGAAGACGCAACUUCAUCCAGCGCUGCAAGAAUCGGACCCAAGAAUACAGAACUGCCUUCCCAGCAAAUAAAACCUGAACGUGAGGACAUCGCUGGACCGUUUUGGCAACAGGCGCCUGCUGCUGAAACUGUCGAAGCAGCAUGUGCUGAGAGCUCUAUGGACCUGCUCGCCUACAUCCGCGAGCUGGCAGGAGAGGACGACCUCAUUCUCCAGGCCAAAUGGCGAGAGAAGCUCCGGCAUGUGAAGGAUUAG
Messenger RNA from Rhipicephalus sanguineus (brown dog tick), 1380 nucleotides. RefSeq names its product paramyosin-like. Lineage: Eukaryota; Metazoa; Arthropoda; Arachnida; Ixodida; Ixodidae. Bases 1 to 1380 code for a protein of 459 amino acids. The transcript has 2 exons. The record is from RefSeq and is a predicted model, not a curated record.